Messenger RNA from Geodia barretti, 315 nucleotides. Lineage: Eukaryota; Metazoa; Porifera; Demospongiae; Tetractinellida; Geodiidae. The record is from the annotation of a GenBank genome assembly.
AUGGCCGCUUACCAACUUCGCAUCUAUACCAUCAACCGGGGCAUGAUGGACUCGUGGCUUGGCGUGUUCAACGGACACAUCCGCCCGCUGCACGAACGCCUGGGCAUUCCGGUGGUAUCGAGCUACGUCAAUGCCGACCGCACGGAGUUCAUCUGGGUGCGCCGGUUUGACAGCGCCGACGAUAUCGCCUCCAAGGAGGCCGCGUACUUUGCGUCGCCGGAGCGUUCGGCUCUGGGAGACCGACCCACCAGCCACAUCGCCAAGAUGGAAGUUCGGGUGAUGGACGGCGUGGAGGCCACGGCCGGCGUCGCGUAA